GAUUUGUCGUGCCGUCUUGAAAUUCAAACAUGACGACCUUUGUUUGCUUCAAACAAUUUGGGCAUUCGUUCACAUGCUGACGACCUUCUCUCCAUUCCCGCCCCCUGUUCGUCAAAACGCAGUCGUUCCCCGCCAUACUACAAUCACAAUGUCUCUCUCCACCGUAUCCAUUCCCUUCUCUCACCUCCAAGAUAAGAACUAUGAUUUGUCCUUGAAGAUCGAACAAGGGUUUGGACCUAAUGGUUUGGGGAUUCUAUCUGUCACUGAUGUCCCAGGAUACUCUUCCUUGCGAAGAAAUCUUUUGCAUCUUGCACCAAGAUUGGCUAAUCUUCCUAAAGAAGUGAAGGAUGAUCUUGAAGAUCCUAACAGCAGAUAUAAUUUUGGGUGGAGUCAUGGGAAAGAAAAACUUGAAUCUGGCAAGCUUGAUUUAUUAAAAGGAUCUUUCUAUGCCAAUCCCAUACUUGAUACGCCUACAACAGAUAAAUCUUUGAUACAACGAUACCCAUCAUAUUGCGGAUCAAAUGUAUGGCCCAGAAGCACAUUACCAGAACUUGAGUUGGCUUUCAAAGCACUUGGGAAGCUGAUAUUUGAUGUUGGAUUGAUGGUGGCAUAUCACUGCGAUCAAUAUGUAUCCAAAGGAAUAGAAGUUCAUAAGGAUGACGGUCUGGAAUCAAUACUUAAACGCUCCCGCUGUCACAAGGGACGUUUGCUAUAUUAUUUUCCUGCACAACAGGGAAUCCCAGGUGACAACUCCAUGUCUUCUUGGUGUGGAUGGCAUACAGACAAUGGUUCACUGACAGGUCUGACUUGUGCUAUAUUUACAAGAGACGGUGAAGAAAUACCUUGUCCUGAUAGUGCUGCUGGCCUCUAUAUUCGAACAAGAAAUGAUCAAAUUGUCAAGGUUGUUUAUGGAGUAGAUGAUAUAGCUUAUCAAAUUGGUGAAACUGCCGAAAUACUUUCUGGUGGUAUUCUUCGUGCAACACCUCAUUGUGUUCAGGCUCCAAAAGGGAAGGAGUCUUCUGGUGUUGAGCGUUCAACAUUUGCAUUAUUCAUGCAACCUGACUGGGAUGAAAAACUAAGUUUUCCUGAGGAAGUUCCGAUUCAUAAAGAGCUUAUUCCAUCAAAUGCUUCCCUUACUUACGGAGAGUAUUCUGAGAUGGUGCUUGGCAAAUAUUACGACAAAAAAUAGUAAUGGUCUAAGGUGUUACUCUGACCUUUUCACCGUAGAAGUGAUUGGCUGGAGACAUGGCCCAUGCUAACUAACUGUUAAUUCAUGGAAGUAAAAUGAAGCUGUGCAGAAGUGUCAUGGCAAUAGGAUAAGAAAUAGAAAAUAAAAAUUCUUGUAACUCACGUCGAAUAAAAAUAAAGCUUGAAGGCCAAGAAAGCCCAUUAAAAUUAGUUUCAUUAGAUGUUAAAUUGUUACAUCUAUGUAAUGGAACGGAAGUUACCAUCCAACUCUGUAGUUUAUGAAGUGUAUGUUUGGAUUGGCGGUGAAUAAAAUUGAUUUUAGCAUAAUUAAGUUCGGUAGAAUUGAUUUUAACAAAAUUGAGUUGAGCAUAAUUGAUUUAUGUUUAGAUACAUUUAUGUAAAAGUAAGUCGAACAAUAUAUUUCAGCAUAGAAAUCACCAUGAAUCAA
Molecule: messenger RNA, 1636 nt
Organism: Vicia villosa (hairy vetch)
Lineage: Eukaryota; Viridiplantae; Streptophyta; Magnoliopsida; Fabales; Fabaceae
Exons: 16
Coding region: 74-1189 (371 amino acids)
Source: RefSeq, a predicted model, not a curated record